AAUCUCUGAUGAUCAUCCAUGCCAUUGUUCAUACUCUUGAUUUUAGCACCGGCAGACGGGGGCUGCGAACUGCGGCCGCCACACUCUUCCCUGUGCACGGCACGACGGUAGCGCCAAAGAGAAGCUGCCUGGAAUGGGGAGGAUGCGGAAGAUUCGAGGGAUCGGGAUACAGAAGAGUGAACCAUGAUUCUUUUCUCACGUGACGAGACGGGAGAAAAACAUCAUUCGCCUGAGGUGGAGAUGCAGCGGCUGACAUGUUCGGCGUCACAGAGGACCUCGCUGCUGAGCCGCAGCUUCCGCCCGAUCUGCCGCGCGGCGCGGUGAGCUUACUGAUCUUGGCGCAGAACAUCAACCUGCCGCUGCUUGCGGCCCGGAGCGACUUGGCCUCCGCCUUUCGCUGGGCGCUGCAGGAGGACGUCGCGGCCCAGUUGUGCGGGGCCGGCGUGGCCUUUGCGCCGGGGCAGGUGGAGGUGCGGUUGCUGGCGGACUCCGCGGCGAUCCCGGUGACCGUGACGCCCAGCCACGGGUUGCCGUGUCACGAGCUGCACCGGCUGUUGUCCACAAAGCAGUUGAGAUGGUGUGCUGGCUCGAAGCUGGAUCACCUGGAAGGCUUCAGUCAGGUGUGUUUGAGCCCUUCCUGGUGUUUCUUCAGUGUGGGCCUGCCCUCCAUCGUCGCGGCCUCUGACGAGUUGGCGUCCACUACGGCGGGGUCUCCAUUGGAGGCCGAAGGGCGUGUCGCAAGGGCGUCCCUCAACCAGGACCUGCCCGCGGUGCCCGAUGAGCCCGACUUCACCCUGCCCCGCUCGCUGGAACGGACGGGCCAUACUCCACGCGAGGAGGAGAAGGGCCACGCGAAGAAGCCGCCCCGGGCCUCGCCAAAGCGGAAAGCGGCGGCCAAGGC
Durusdinium trenchii is the source of this 901-nucleotide messenger RNA. The record is from the annotation of a GenBank genome assembly. NCBI's taxonomy places the organism in Eukaryota, Dinophyceae, Suessiales, Symbiodiniaceae.